CAAGAGUAUUAGAAGAUAUGUGGAGAGCAGGAAACAAAGAAUUGGUAACUAGGACAGGUUUAUUGUCGUUGAAGAAAACAAGGCCAGUCUUGUCCAUUUUCUGUCGACUGAAAUGACGGUCACAACGUUAUGGGACGCAUCCUGGACGUGGCUGGUGGUCAGUGAAGGGUUCAGAGAAAUACUGAACGUGUGGUCAUCCGAUGCGUCUAGAGAGAGUCUGCAGGAGCCCUCUUCAGACCACGAGUUGUACUCCAUGACUCCAGACGCAACUGUUACAGGUCAUCAGCAGGUUAACGUGUUGUGCUGUGGCACAGAUGUUCUCGUCCUCCUUCUGGCGCACAGACAAGACUUCUGUCAAGAAAUUUGGAUGUUCUCCGGUACAUCCCGAACAAAGAGAUACAUUCUAGUCCACAAGAUCUCACUGCCCGAGGAGAACAGGAAGUCGCUGCUACCCUUUCUUGCCAUCACUGGUUGUGAUACAACCAGCCAGUUUGCGUUUAUCAGUAAGUUCACCACUUAAGUUAGACAAAAUUAAUUUUUCCGGUGUGACAUUUUGUGAAGAGUUUGAAGUUGCACUACCAAAAAAAGUUCUGCCAGUCAUUGCGAAUCACUUGAAAUCAGGCUUUUAUACAGUAAAUUGAAAGGCAAAAAGUGAGGAAAUUCAUUAAGUGUAUUCCACAGAAAUUUUCAACAGCAUUGAUGUUGUGGAAAUGACCCAUGGACAGCAUUCGAAAGGAUUCCUGCUAAGCCAAAGUAGAAAAAAACGUACAAUAGGAGAAGUUUUCUUUUGGGAAAUCCCAGUAUAAUAUUAAUAAGUACAUGUGUUUACAAAGUUAU
Messenger RNA from Orbicella faveolata, 837 nucleotides. RefSeq lists its product as uncharacterized. The record is from RefSeq and is a predicted model, not a curated record. NCBI's taxonomy places the organism in Eukaryota, Metazoa, Cnidaria, Anthozoa, Scleractinia, Merulinidae.